GAGAGAGACAGAGAGAAAGGUCUUCCUUUUGCCAUUGGUUCACCCUCCAAUGGCCGCCGCGGUAGCGCGCUGCGGCCGGCGCACCACGCUGUUCCGAUGGCAGGAGCCAGGUGCUUCUCCUGGUCUCCCAUGAGGUGCAGGACCCAAGCACUUGGGCCAUCCUCCACUGCACUCCCUAGCCACAGCAGAGAGCUGGCCUAGAAGAGGGGCAACCGGGACAGGAUCGGUGCCCCGACCGGGACUAGAACCCGGUGUGCCGGCGCCGCAAGGCGGAGGAUUAGCCUAGUGAGCCGCGGCGCCGGCCUCAAAGACUUUUAAAAACUAUUUGCAAGAAGUUGCAGGAAAACCAGAGAGAGGACUACGUGUCCACCCCCAGAGCUAUGCUCUGAGAGUGCUCCCCAAAUCCCGUGGUCCCCAGCACAGCACUUGAGGGUGACCGGGUCGUGGUGGAUUCCUGGGUGACUGGUGAACUCUUCGCGCACAGCCGCCCUGUGCGAGGUCCGCAGCCGGGAGACACCAGAGCACGGGGCCUUUCUGGGGCUCAGCAGAGCCGGCUCCGUGCUCUGGGACUGCCCGGGCUCUAGAACGAGAGGCCCAGUGAACCCCGCCCUUCGUAAGUCCCCGAAACACAGACCAGCAGCCACUUGCCCCUUGUUGGUGGCCAAAAAUGUUCAAAUAGAAGCCGCGAGGAUUCCCAGCGUGCAAACCGAGAAGAGCAGGGCUGCUUGGUUGACCAGGGUUGCUGUCCCCCAGGACUGCUUAGCCCGAGGGCUCUCGGCCUCCCUGCCACCACCCCCAGCUCCCCCCAGCCCUGAGACAGCUGUCAGGUUUAGGGAGGGGAAGUCACUCUUGGUUGAAGUUGGCAAACGUUAAGAAACGCCUGCUCCACUUUUAUUAGUGCAUUCGCUCAUUGACACUGGCAAAAACACGACUGCUAACCGACCCCGUGCCAGCCCGUGAAGGCUGGAGGGAGGCACAGAGGCGGGUGUGGACCUGCCGUGGAGACGGCACUCUGAUGGAGAGCCGCUCUGGGCAGCUGCUCUCUGUGAGGGGCUGCUUGCCCCCGGCAUCCGUGUCCACAACCCUGGCUGGAAGUGCGCUGUCACACGUCCCUCCCCCACGCAUCUGAGGAAGUCCUGGCAGACCUCUGGCCGGGGCCACAGCAGCCAGUGAACGUCACCUGCGACUGCAGGAAGAUGGCCGAGGCGCGGUCCAGUCCCCGAAGGCACGCUUGCUCUGUGGCCAGACCUGAGAUUAGAAGACACGCUGAGCUCAUCCACGUAGGUCCCUCAGUCCCUCCGCCGGCGAGCCUCCGCAGGGACGUUUGCCUGAUCCGCAGUUCUCUAAGUCUGUCUCUUCCCUGGACAGGUGCAGAGCCCGGUUUCCAUAGCCUGGGGUCUCAGGAACACCCUGGUUGGCUUCAGAACAGCCCCGUGUGUGCUCCCCGGGUCUGCCUGUCCAGACCCGGCCUUGCUGGUGCCGCGGCCUCAGAAGUGGUGGAGACACGCCUGCUGUCUGUAGGUGGCUGUGCUCGGUCAACCUCAGGAAGCCCAGACCAGGAGUUCCAGACACAAGUCCGCUCCCUUCACAGAGAGAGAGGAGGCAAAACCGGCCAGUGUCGCUGCGGAGGAGCUCACAGUCUGACACCAGUGAUCCCAGUGGCCGCGGACAGACGGACAUUCAGUGAUCUGCUCAGUUCCUUUGUUUAUCUGCGCCUCGACCAAAGGAAAGCAACGGAAAUAACCAACACGAGCUUUUCCCGUUGUCUUGAUUUGAAAGCUCCCACCUGCGCUCCACAGGACACCCACAGAACAGAGUGUGUGCAGUCCAAGACGCCUUCCUAUCUGCAGAGGCCGGCGUCGUCGCUGGGUUUCGUCUCCUCCCAUCGCUUGCUCCAGAGAGGAGAGGGUGGCAGGCACACCUCCCGGCCUCCAGGCAGCACAGUCCACCCGUUCUGCGUGGGCUGCAGCUCGCUUUGGCUGGUGCUGAACAGCACCUGGCUGGGCGUGAAAAGGCUGCCCUGGCGGGGGAGGGGGGUGCCUGUGCUGUGGCGUAGCCGGUAAAGCUACCACCCGCAGCCAGAUGCCCGGCACCCCAUACAGGCGCCGGUUCAAGUCUCCGCGUCCGAUCCAGCUCCCUGCCAAUGUGUCUGGGAGAGCAGCGGAGGAAGAGCCCAGUGCGUGGGCCCCUGCAGCCACGUGGGAGACCUGGAAAAAGCUUGUGGCCAUUUGGAGAGUGAACCAGCAGAUGAAAGAUGCCCCCCCCCCCCCGCUUUCUCUCUAACUCUUUCAAAGAAAUAAAUCCUUGAGAGAAAGAAAAACAGGAGAGAGGGAGUGGGGAGGGGCCGGGAAAGGCCACGCUGAGGGCCGGUGAAUCCAGGAACCCAGGCUCUGACAAGCUGAACUCACAGGCUCAGAGCAGGGCAGCCCUUAACCCCCCGGGAGGGGACGAGACCGCGAGGGUGGAGUUCAAGUGCAGAGCUCAGGGCCCCACUCGCGUGUUGCAGAACCUCCAGCUGUCAGGGCUAACGUGUUUUAGUGAAUGGGCUGGACUUUUUAAGGAUUUCAUUUUAAGUUAUUUGAGAGAGAAAGACAAAGGUCUUCCGGCCCCUGGUUCACUCCCCAAAUGCCCAUGACAGCCGGGAGCCAGGAGCUGGAAGCCGAACUGGAAACCUGGAGCAGCGGGACUCGAACCUAGGCCGCCGACACGGGAUGCGAGUGUCCCAGGUGGUCUUAGCGGCUGUGCCCCUCGCCCGCCUUUUGGCCCUCAGGAAGCGCUUCCCUCUGUGGGUAGAGAGAAGCGGGAGGGGGAGGGGGAGGGCCGGGACAGUGGACUGGCCCGUGGGGGUCCAGCCUGCCCAGGGC
This is a messenger RNA of Lepus europaeus (European hare), 2864 nucleotides long. RefSeq names its product corticotropin releasing hormone binding protein (gene CRHBP). The transcript has 5 exons. Gene Ontology annotation, biological process: hormone-mediated signaling pathway; negative regulation of corticotropin secretion; negative regulation of corticotropin-releasing hormone receptor activity. The record is from RefSeq and is a predicted model, not a curated record. Gene Ontology annotation, molecular function: corticotropin-releasing hormone binding. Lineage: Eukaryota; Metazoa; Chordata; Mammalia; Lagomorpha; Leporidae. The coding region runs from base 1197 to 2063 and encodes 288 amino acids.